UUUUGUUUGUGUGGGGUCUGACUGAAUGUGAGAUUGGACAAGAAAGUCUGAAGUUUUCGGGAGAAAUGUCAACUCGUUUUCCUUCGCUGUUUCCAAAAUUGUCAGAUCCAUUAUGGUUUGAUAUCGAUAAACCAUUUGAGGAUGAAAAUCAGCUUGCAGAGGAGGAGAAAGAGCAUCAAAAUUGGCUGAAGAGUAUUGAGGAAAAGAGCAAAGAUGUUAUACCAAUUGGAAAAACAACAGCUGAGCCCUACGGAGAUUAUGACGAGGAGGAAGAAGAAGAUGAAGAUGAAAUUGAAUCUGACGAGGAAUCGGAUGAACCUGAUGACCUAGAGGUCACAGACUAUGACCAGGACUCACCUGAUGAUGUUGAGAUGGAUAUGAGUAAUGAUGUAGAGGCAUCCAACUCUCCACCAUGGAUGAUGUAGAGAUCUUAAGACGAGGAGAGGGAAAUCUUCAAUGCUGAGGCUGACUUCAAGAUGCGAUGUAUACCUGCAGACAGUCUUCAGCUUGAAGGGAACAAAGCGACCGUUGAUAGGAAUCCACAGCUCUUCGAGUGAGAAUACCCAACCAACCAAACCCUAUUGUAGACAUGGUAGAGGUGGAGCAUGUGUACGCACCUACCAACAGCGACUUUCUGAUGACCUGUGGAUGGUUGGUAUUGGAAUAUAAAGCAACUUCACCAGGCCACUUAACAUGCCGAAUAAUGGAAUUGAAUAAUUACCAAAACGAACAAACUGUAGCCACUGAGCAUUGCCUGGGUGCUGUAUGUGCACGGACGUCACCAUGUCUUGAUGGACACAGCUCUUUCAUUUUUUUUUUGCUUAGCAAAGAAAUUUUACGAGCUGUAUAAAAAUAUGUCGACUUUAAGCAGAAAAUAGUGCAUGUUCUCCUUAGCAAAAGUAAGCAAAACACCAGUGACAGAUUGUACAUUAGACAUGCUGUUUUGGCUGGUAAUCUUAUUCCGGUAAGCAUAAUUUUGUUGUGCUUUCAGCUGCUUGAGUUUGAGACCUCAAAA
Messenger RNA from Asterias rubens (European starfish), 1015 nucleotides. RefSeq names its product anaphase-promoting complex subunit 15-like. The record is from RefSeq and is a predicted model, not a curated record. NCBI's taxonomy places the organism in Eukaryota, Metazoa, Echinodermata, Asteroidea, Forcipulatida, Asteriidae. Gene Ontology annotation, biological process: regulation of mitotic cell cycle spindle assembly checkpoint. The transcript is spliced from 4 exons. Bases 66 to 425 code for a protein of 119 amino acids. Gene Ontology annotation, cellular component: anaphase-promoting complex.